This is a messenger RNA of Dujonia railenensis, 417 nucleotides long. Lineage: Eukaryota; Fungi; Ascomycota; Pichiomycetes; Serinales; Debaryomycetaceae. The record is from the annotation of a GenBank genome assembly.
AUGUCCACUACUCUCACCAUUUCUGCCAAUUCUCUAUUCUCCAUCCAUAUUCCCCAUUGCCAACCACUCAACUGUUUACCUUUGAGGGGUCAAAACAGCAUCAAAGCUUGUAAGCCUAACCCUAAUCGCAACUACCCUAGUGUGGGCAUUAUUCGCCUUACCAAGUUGGAGAUUGUCCUGCACACACUUGUCUCCUCACUUGGUCUCAAAGUUGGAGUAAACUUUUCCCGUUUUUGUGUCACAAAAACAUGUACAACUGCUGAGCGAGAGAGAGGGGAGAGAGAGUGGAGAAGCACACAGAAGAGAUGGGAGGGGAUUAAAAAUUUAAAUGUGCAGAAAAGAAAUACAGUGGGAAAAAUAAAAAAAAAAAAAGAAAGAAAGAAAAUAAAAGAUUCACUGUUGAAGAAGCUAAAUUGA